Molecule: messenger RNA, 1511 nt
Organism: Drosophila bipectinata
Lineage: Eukaryota; Metazoa; Arthropoda; Insecta; Diptera; Drosophilidae
Product: kelch-like protein diablo
Source: RefSeq, a predicted model, not a curated record
CCAUUACGGGUGAGCUUGGAUCUCAGGAGGAUGGCCCGUCCUGCUCCUCCUCCUCCUUGCCGUCAUCAGAGGCCAUUAUAGAAUCCUGUGAAUUGGCAUGUUUCAAGUGGAAGACUUUUUCGGACGAAGAAUACACAGACUGGAAGAAAAUGUCCAAAAAAAACACUGAAAUUCCAUUGCGAUCGUUUUUCUCUAUCCUGAAAAUGAAUCAAUGUCCAAAGACUGUGAGCGACAAGCCGCCGAAGCCAUCACUGCUAUCUCUAGCUGAGGAGAGGUUGGCCAAAAACUUAUGUGCCACCACCUGUGUAUGGAUAGGCGAGCACACUCACUUCGACUGCAUUCCCGGUCUGCUCAAGUGCUACUCCGUGUGGUUCGCCACACGCGACUGGCGUCUCCAGGAGUUUACAUUUGAAGAAAAAAAUGUGCCAGCCCUUGGUUUCGAGAUGCUUUACAAAUGGAUGCGUACCACGGAAGUCCCGGAAUUGAAGAAUGUGGUGCCGACUCUCCAGGCCGCCAAACACCUUAAGGUCGAGAUUUUAUAUGAUGCACUUUGGGCUCGAAUGUGCCACGAAUCGGUGCAGGAGAAAGUAGCCUUCCGGUGCUACCUGCAGGCCCAGAACCUACCUGAGCUUGGAAUACUACGUGAAACUAUGCUUGGAAGGGUGCGCAAUUACUUCCUACCACUGGUGGGCAGUGAGGACUUCAUUGACCUAGAGGUGGGGGUGCUGGAGCAACUAUUGUUGCUGGACUCCCUGGGCGUCAACUCGGAGAUGGAAGUUUUUUUUGCUGUUCUGCGAUGGGUAGGUCAUCGCCCAGAAUUGGUAUCUGAGCGCUUGCCACAUUUGCAACGCUUGAUGGACUGCGUCCGCUUCCCUUAUAUGCCAAUGAAGUUCCUGGUCAGCUUGCGCAACUCCACCGUGCACCCUGACCAGAAGGAGCUCUGUCGGAAAGAUCCGGUGCUUUUGGCUUUCAACAAGGAUCCGAAAACAAUGGAUCGCAUAUCGGACGCCGUGACUUUUAUGGGUUCCCGUUGCCAGCACGAUAUCAAGAAGUUUAUGGAAAUGUGCAGACGCAAGUUUGUCCAGUUGGUGUACCCGCGAAAGUGGCAGUACCACCCCAAGUGCUCCUACCAUGUUCGCCACGAGAAGUCCAGAUUCCCCCACACGCAUCAGUUCACGGCUACUGACUUUGCCGACUAUGUUGAAUCUUUGCAGGAGGAGUGGUCGGGUGACGGACCAGAGGAUUCGGGAAAAUCCCAGAUGGAGGACUUGGAAGUGGAUAUUAUCUUUACAUUGAAAGACGAACAAAGAGGUGGUACAUCGGUGGUAUAAAACCCCGAUGAUACUCCAGCACCUAGCGUGGAUAGAAGGAUAAAAUAGAAUAGAAGGAUAGAAGGAUAUAAUGAUAUCCUUCAAACUUGUUCUUAUUACAAAACUAUCUAUUAUAUUAUCUAUUAAUAUUAUCGAUCAUUGAGGUACACGGCAAUAGCUACCUAUGUAACAAAAUUUAAA